AUGCUAAUUCCGUUUCUAAAAAUAUCAGAUUUCUUAUUGAUAUUUACUUCACAACAUCAUGUUGCUAAUGAAUUGUUUUCUACUUUGUCGAAGAGCUUCAGGGAUUUGGUGUAUGAAAGUAAUGAAAAUGGAAUCAUAAAUGUCAAAGUCAUGUUAAGAAGUUUUAGCAAAAAGAAGUGA
Clunio marinus is the source of this 180-nucleotide messenger RNA. Lineage: Eukaryota; Metazoa; Arthropoda; Insecta; Diptera; Chironomidae. The record is from the annotation of a GenBank genome assembly.